Lichtheimia ornata is the source of this 2211-nucleotide messenger RNA. RefSeq lists its product as uncharacterized. Lineage: Eukaryota; Fungi; Mucoromycota; Mucoromycetes; Mucorales; Lichtheimiaceae. The record is from RefSeq and is a predicted model, not a curated record. Bases 1 to 2211 code for a protein of 736 amino acids. The transcript has 4 exons.
AUGACACAAACGACCGCCAUUCAACAGCCAUUACUCGAAACCAUGCAACCUUGCAUUCGUGCCGACACCCACUCUCAUCAAGAGUUGACAUCAGCGCGCGAUUCACUGUCAUCACCGUUCUUGCCUGACCCAACUGAGAAAUUAAAGCUCGACGCUCUCGUGGAACGUUUCGAGAUGCAAGGCACACAGCCAUCCACCUUCCAGACACUCGAAGAAGAGCUUAUUACAUGCAUCCAAAAUCACAGUGCAGCGUUUAAAUCCAACGCCGAUCAUCUUGCCUGGAUUCGACGACAAGUUGAAGAUGGUGAUUUUUGGGCUUGUGCCAUCAAUGACAUGCCAACCACAGCUACCAAGCUUCCUCACAUUUUGAUCAGCAAGAUCGUCCAUGGCAACGGUAUCCCAGCCAUCAUUCGAGGUGUGGUAUGGCAAGCAUUGUGCCAAACAUCUUCCGAGAUGGUGUCCAUCUAUGAUCAGCUGCGUAUGACUCCUUCGCCUUACGAGAACAUAAUUCGACGCAUGCACUCGGAUGAUGUUGCUAUGCAACGAUUGCUUCAUGCCUACAGCGUAUAUCAACCCGACAUUGGAUACAAUGAAAGCUUGGCUUCAUUAACAAAGCCAUUGUUGAUGACCAUGUCCGAGAAGGAAGCCUUUAGUGUCCUUAUCAGGCUCAUGGAAAGUUAUGACAUCCAACGCAUGAUGACGCUCAAUAUGGAAGGACUUGAAUUACGCCUACAUCAAUUUGCAAUGCUACUUGAUCAACAAUGUCCAGAGCUUGCCGAUCAUCUUGCAAAGCACGAUCUUGAUCCCACCAUGUAUGCCUCCCAGUGGUACCUUUCCCUUUUCAGCAACGUGCUACCGACAGACCUCGUGCUACGCAUCUACGAUCUUGUUUUUGCAUUUGGUGCAGUCGAAACAACAACACGUGUGGCCAUUGCAUUGAUGAAAAAGAAUGAAAAGCACCUGAUGGCAUUGGAUGAUUUUGAAAGCCUCUUGAGACAUUUGAAGCACCAUUUGUUACCGAUCACAGUGGACGACGUGGUUGCACUAAGCAACGAGAUUACUCCAGCUAAACUCAACGCUAUCGCCCAUGCUCGCCAACAACAAUUUUCUAAUGAACUUGUCAACACCACAUUGCCGAUCCUACAAGCACGCAUGUUUGGUGCUCCUGUUAGUCAACAACAAGUUCAAGCACUUUCAUCCGCUCUUCAGCAACUCCACCAUGAACAUACACAGCUCGCUCAAGCCGUUGAAUCGGCACGUGCAGUGGAUCAUACCACGUCAUGGUUAAAGCAACGCAACGCCGAACUUGAAUCACGUGCUGCUCGCUAUGAGAAAAAGUUGGCUGCUGCUGCUGAAAACGAUGAUGCAUUGACAGAUGAUGAGGAUGAAGAAUUACGUGAACUGCUGACGAUGAAGAUGGCCAAUUUUGAUUUGGGCGAAAAGUGUCAUGACUUGGAGACACAGUAUCACACGUUAUUGCAUAGUGUGCAUGAAUCGGAGCAAGAGCACGCGACAUUGUCAGCCAAGAUUGAUGAGCUACAAGCAACCGUGGACCAUAUGCGUCAAGAAAAGGAGCACCUUGUAGAAGAACAACGUGAGAUCCUGGAUGAAAAGACUGUCACAGAGCAACAAAUGCAACAAGCCAAGCAAUCCUCAUCAGCAUCCCAAAUGGAUAAGUUGGCUUUGGUGAAGCAAGUUGCCAACCUUGAGAAACAAGUCGAAAAGCUUGAACAAGAAAAACGGGAUUACACCAUGCCACGCGGUUCAUUUGCCGAAGAAGUGUUUGCAGCUCAUGAAACGCUAUUUGGAAACAAGCCCGAUCCCGCUGCUUUGGAUGCUGGCAACACCAGUGAUGAUGAAUACCAACAACGCUAUGCUGAAAGUGAACAACGUUGCCGUGAACUUGAAAAGAUGCUGGCCGAAACCAAGUUAAAGUUGGGUGAACAUGAACGACAACAAAAGCGACGUUCAUCAAAGCGUUAUUCGAAUGGUGUUCCCAUGUCACCUUCGUUGUAUUAUGAUUCGAGUCGACCCUCUACAGAUAGUAUGGCCUCUUAUGGAUCUAAACGCUCAAGUAUCUAUUCCCGCAUUUGGAGUACCAUUGGGUCGACAGCAGCCACAUCGCCGGCAUCGAGUGUGGCGUGUAAGAGUCCUGUUUUGACAUCAGCAAGACCCAUUGAUUUGGUGGAAGAGCCUGAAGAAAUUAUAUAA